AUGUCAGAUUCGGCCAACGCUGUAAUUGCAAUUCUCGAUGAAUGUCUUAACGAGGGACGUUUCAAUUUUGAUACAAUUUCGGAACGUGUUGAGGAUAUUGUUAACCUUGGGCUCGUGGUCAGAGACUAUAACUAUGAUGAGCCAAUCGAUGAGUUGCAAGAUUUGAAAGGGAGGAUUGAGGAGUUGUUGAGCAGUCUAGAGAAUCCAGGAGAUGACAGUUUGGAAAAUCUAAGGGCAGCUACUGAACAGAACGCUCCAUUGGAAUUGGUUUAUAAACUCGAAACAAUGCUGGAACAAAAACAUGCAAAUCCGAUUAUCGCCGAGACAGAUCAGGACACUUUGUACAUGUUGGAUGCGGUUUUUGGAGAAUUGCUCUUCGUGGAAGCUUACAUUAAUGGAUUGCUGGAUGAUGGGGAUAUGUAUAGGCCGGAGAAGAUUCAGGAGAUUGUCAACGAGUUUCAUGAGGAUGUUUUUUUUGUUGUUUCAAUGCUCCUAUUCACCUGA
This is a messenger RNA of Caenorhabditis briggsae, 504 nucleotides long. Bases 1 to 504 code for a protein of 167 amino acids. The transcript has 6 exons. NCBI's taxonomy places the organism in Eukaryota, Metazoa, Nematoda, Chromadorea, Rhabditida, Rhabditidae. The record is from RefSeq and is a predicted model, not a curated record.